Molecule: messenger RNA, 739 nt
Organism: Priapulus caudatus
Lineage: Eukaryota; Metazoa; Priapulida; Priapulimorpha; Priapulimorphida; Priapulidae
Product: unconventional myosin-IXa-like
Exons: 3
Biological process (GO): intracellular signal transduction
Molecular function (GO): microfilament motor activity; GTPase activator activity
Source: RefSeq, a predicted model, not a curated record
GUGGAGAUCACGGCGGGGCCCGACGACGUCGACUUCUCCGCCUACCCGAUCCACGUGCUCGCGAGCACGUUCAAGUGUUUCCUUCGCGAGAUGCCCGAGCCGCUGCUCCGUUACGACCUCUACGACCGCUUCCUGCGCGCGGCGGCGACUACGACGGCUGACGGCGGAGCGCGAGCGCGGGCCGUGCGUGACGUCGCCGCGCGCCUCCCCGCGCCGAACCGCUCCCUGCUCGACCGUCUCGCCUACCACCUCGCGCGCGUCGCCCACCACGCCGACGCGAACCGCAUGCCGGCGGGCAACCUCGCCGUCGUGUUUGCGCCGUGCGUGCUGCGACCGCCGGCGCACCGCCCCGCCCAGGAGAGCCUGCAGGACGUCGGCAAGCAGACGGCGUGCCUCGAGGCGAUCAUUGAUGAGCAGCUGCGCGCGUACGAACGCACGCUAGACGAGUUCAUCACGCUCGAGUCGGCCACCGCCGCCACGCAGGUGAAGCUGACGAAUCUGAGGUCAUCGAGGAUGCUGACGGAUGAAGGGACGUUCUCGCUGGAGGACGUUGGAGAGAUAGAGAACCUGGAGGCGAAUCGCUCGCUGCUGGAGGAGACACUGGCAGCGCUGGAGCCGCGGCUGCGCGCGAUCAGCUCCGAGGACGAGAUCGCGUGUCCGUACAACGACAGCCGCCGCGUGUCGCGCGACACCGACGACGACACCGACGACAACUACUCCGUCACCUUUGACCUCUCCG